Messenger RNA from Coregonus sp. 'balchen', 5796 nucleotides. Lineage: Eukaryota; Metazoa; Chordata; Actinopteri; Salmoniformes; Salmonidae. The record is from the annotation of a GenBank genome assembly.
GGUAUCUUUGAGACCCUUGAGAAUGAACCCAUUAGUGUGGAGGAGCUGGCUUUUAAAUUCGCUGCGACAAACAUCAACAGGAACCGGACCUUAAUGCCCAACACCACCCUGACCUACGACAUCCAGAGAAUAAACCUCUUCGACAGCUUCGAAGCCUCCAGAAGAGGUAAGGAUGGUUGUUAUUUGUAUUCUUUACACAGUCAAUUGCUUUAUCCCGAGUGGCACCAUAUUUCCUAUGGGCCCUGGUCAAAUCUCUGUCUGCAUCCCCAUAGGGCCCUGGUCAGAUAUCUCUGUCUGCAUCCCCAUAGGACCCUGGUCAAAUCUCUGUCUGCAUCCCCAUAGGACCCUGGUCAGAUAUCUCUGUCUACAUCCCCAUAGGACCCUGGUCAGAUAUCUCUGUCUGCAUCCCCAUAGGACCCUGGUCAGAUAUCUCUGUCUGCAUCCCCAUAGGGCCCUGGUCAGAUAUCUCUGUCUGCAUCCCCAUAGGGCCCUGGUCAGAUAUCUUUGUCUGCAUCCCCAUAGGGCCCUGGUCAGAUAUCUCUGUCUGCAUCCCCAUAGAGCCCUGGUCAGAUAUCUCUGUCUUCAUCCCCAUAGGGCCCUGGUCAGAUAUCUCUGUCUGCAUCCCCAUAGGGCCCUGGUCAGAUAUCUUUGUCUGCAUCCCCAUAGGGCCCUGGUCAGAUAUCUCUGUCUGCAUCCCCAUAGAGCCCUGGUCAGAUAUCUCUGUCUUCAUCCCCAUAGAGCCCUGGUCAGAUAUCUCUGUCUGCAUCCCCAUAGGACCCUGGUCAGAUAUCUCUGUCUGCAUCCCCAUAGGACCCUGGUCAGAUAUCUCUGUCUGCAUCCCCAUAGGACCCUGGUCAGAUAUCUCUGUCUGCAUCCCCAUAGGACCCUGGUCAGAUAUCUCUGUCUGCAUCCCCAUGGGGCCCUGGUCAGAUAUCUCUGUCUGCAUCCCCAUAGGGCCCUGGUCAGAUAUCUCUGUCUACAUCCCCAUAGGGCCCUGGUCAGAUAUCUCUGUCUGCAUCCCCAUAGGGCCCUGGUCAGAUAUCUCUGUCUGCAUCCCCAUAGGGCCCUGGUCAGAUAUCUCUGUCUUCAUCCCCUUGGCUUACGCCACAUUUUGUUGUGUUACAAAGUGGGAUAAAAAUAGAUGUAAUUGUCAUUUUCUGUCAACGAUCUACACUAAAUACUCUGUAAUGUCAAAGGGGAAGAAAAAUUCUAACAUUUUGUAAAAAGUCCUGAAAAAUGAAACAGUAAUAUAUCUUGACUAGAUAAGUAUUCAACCCCCUGAGUCAAUACAUGUUAGAAUCACCUUUGGCAGCGAUUACAGCUGUGAGUCUUUCUGGGUAAGUCUCUAAGAGCUUUCCACACCUGGAUUGUGCAACAUUUGCCCAUUAUUCUUUGAAAAAUUCUUCAAGCUCUGUCAAAUUGGUUGUUGAUUAUUGCUAGACAACCAUUUUCAGGUAUUGCCAUAGAUUUUCAAGUAGAUUUAAGUCAAAACUGUCACUCGGCCAUUCAGGAACAUUCACUGUCUUCUUGGUAAGCAACUCCAGUGUAUAUUUGGCCUUGUGUUUUAGGUUAUUGUCCUGCUGAAAGCUGAAUUCAUCUCCCAGUGUCUGGUGGAAAGCAGACUGAACCAGGUUUUCCUGUAGGAUUUCCUGUGCUUAGCUUCAUUACAUUUCUUUUUUAUCCUGAAAAACUCCCCAGUCCUUAACGAUUACAAGCAUACCCAUAACAUGAUGCAGCCACCACUAUGCUUGAAAAUAUGGAGAGUGGUAUCUUUGUAGUGACUGGGUGUAUUGAUACACCAUCCAAAGUGGAAUGAGUAACUUCACCAUGCUCAAAGGGAUAUUCACGUCUGCUUUUUAAAAUGUAUUUAAAAUGUGAACCAAUAGGUGCCCUUCUUUGCGAGGCAUUGGAAAACCUCCCUGGUCUUUGUGGUUGAAUCUGUGUUUGAAAUGCACUGCCCGACUGAGGAACCUUACAGAUAAUUGUAUGUGUGGGGGUACAGAGAUGAGGUAGUCAUUCAAAAAAACAUGUUAAACACCAUUAUUGCACACAGAGUGAAUCCAUGCAACAUAUUAUGUGACUUGUUAAGCACAUUUUUACUCCUGAACUUAUGUAGGGUUUGAAUACUUAUUGACUCAAGACAUUUCAGCUUUUUAAAAUAUUUUAUUAAUUUGCACAAAUUUAGAAAAACAUAAUUCCACUUUGCCGUUAUCGGGCAUUGUGUGUAGGCCAGUGAACGAAAAUCUAAAUUGUAUCAAUUUUAAAUUCAGGCUGUAACACAACAAAAUGAGGAAAGAGUCAAGGGGUGUGAAUACUUUCUGAAGGCUUCUCACUUCAAUCCCUCUUGUGUCGUAGGCUGCUCUUGAUGCUGAGCGGGCACUGGAGUGUUCUUGUUUAUGUGUUUUAUUGAGCAUGCCUGUGUGCUUUCUGAAGGCACUGAAGGUCAUAAGGUUCCAUUUGGGAUGCAGCCAAUAACAGUCCCUCUCUACUGUCCCUCUCCCAGCCUGUGACCAGUUGGCUCUGGGUGUCGGGGCGGUGUUUGGGCCCUCUCACAGCUCCUCCGUCAGUGCUGUCCAGUCCAUCUGCAACGCUCUGGAGGUGAGACACAGUCACAUUACAUAACACACCGUCACAAUAACAUAUCACAUUACAUAACACACCGUCACAAUAACAUAUCACAUUACAUAACACACCGUCACAAUAACAUAUCACAUUACAUAACACACCGUCACAAUAACAUAUCACAUUACAUAACACACCGUCACAAUAACAUAUCACACAACAUAACAUACCGUCACAAUAACAUAUCACAUAACACACCGUCACAAUAACAUAUCACACAACAUAACAUACCUUCACAAUAACAUAUCACAUAACAUACCGUCACAAUAACAUAUCACAUUAUGUAACACACCGUCACAAUAACAUAUCACAUUACAUAACACACUGUCACAAUAACAUAUCACACUACAUAACACACCGUCACAAUAACAUAUCACACAACAUAACGUCACAAUAACAUAUCACAUAACACACCGUCACAAUAACAUAUCACAUUACAUAACACACCGUCACAAUAACAUAUCACAUUACAUAACACACCGUCACAAUAACAUAUCACACUAUCACACAACAUAACGUCACAAUAACAUAUCACAUAACAGACCAUCACAAUAACAUAUCACACCAUCACAUAGCAUAUCACACAACACAACGUCACAAUAACAUAUCACAUUACAUAACACACCGUCACAAUAACAUAUCACACUAUCACACAACAUAACGUCACAAUAACAUAUCACAUAACAGACCAUCACAAUAACAUAUCACACCAUCACAUAGCAUAUCACAUAACACACCGUCACAAUAACAUAUCACACUAUCACAUUACAUAACAUACCGUCACAAUAACAUAUCACACCAUCACAUAACACACCGUCACAAUAACAUAUCACACUUCAUAACAUACUGUCACAAUAACAUAUCACAUUACAUAACACACCGUCACAAUAACAUAUCACACUAUCACAUUACAUAACACACUGUCACAAUAACAUAUCACACAACACACCGUCACAAUAACUUAUCACAUUACAUAACAUACCGUCACAAUAACUUAUUACACCAUCACAUUACAUAACAUAUCACACAACACAACGUCACAAUAACAUAUCACAUUACAUAACACACUGUCACAAUAACAUAUCACACUAUCACACAACAUAACAUACCGUCACAAUAACAUAUCACAUAACAUACCGUCACAAUAACAUAUCACAUUACAUAACAUACCGUCACAAUAACAUAUCACACCAUCACAUAUCACACAACACGUCGUCACAAUAUCAAAUCACAUAACAUACCGUCACAAUAACAUAUCACAUUACAUAACAUACCGUCACAAUAACAUAUCACACCAUCACAUUACAUAACAUAUCACACAACAUAACACACCAUCACAAUAACAUAUCACAUAACAUACCGUCACAAUAACAUAUCACACCAUCACAUUACAUAACAUAUCACACAACACAACACACCGUCACAAUAACAUAUCACACCAUCUCAUAACACACCGUCACAAUAACAUAUCACACUAUCACAUUACAUAACAUACCGUCUCAAUAACAUAUCACACCAUCACAUUACAUAACAAACCGUCACAAUAACAUAUCACAUUACAUAACAUACCAUCACAAUAUCACAUUACAUACAAUCACAAUAACAUAUAUCACACUAUCACAUUACAUAACACACCGUCACAAUAACAUAUCACACCAUCACAUUACAUAACAUACCGUCACAAUAACAUAUCAUACCGUAACACACCGUCACAAUAACAUAUCACACUAUGUUACGAACCCAGUGGCUUUAAAAGUCUAGGGUGGAUGGAAAAGAGACCUGUAACAUAAUUCAUGCAAAUUAGAAUGGUGACACGGAAACAGUGAGAACAAAAAAUACACCGACAACCAUAAGCUACCGUCAAACAUAAAAUGUUUAUUUUGAACACACGGUAAAGGUUUGGGAAAAAGGGCUGAGCAGGACCCAAGAAAUGAAACAAUAGUGUAAAAAAAACCUAAACUGAUCUUGCCUGCCUCAAGAACCGCUAAGCUACUGCUAAUCAUACAACAAUUACAGUGGGUGGUCCGCUCAGGUCUAACUAGUGUUUUUAGACAAUGUUCUUCCUACGGGUAAUGUAUGCCCAAGGGCAACUUGCUUAAAUCCCCCUUUUCCCAGAAACACACAACAAAGUUACCAAACAGAGUAACCAGCAAAUGAGAGAGUACACAAAACACAGGACACCACAGUAUCCAUACUCACAUACGAAAAAUAGUCUCUCACAACAAACACAACUGACUGGCUUUUAAAACAAUGGGAGGUGUGAGUGAAAAACCAGAAACAGGUGGUGCAAUGCAGAGGAAUGUCCACUGAUUGGUCCACCUCAGCAAUCAGCAGCCAAACAGAUGUCGGACAGGUGGGACACCCCAACGACCACCAAUCAGGAACACAAAGGACACCUGUGAUUAGGGCAGAAGGAGAGGAAAAACACAAAAACACACACAGGAUACCUGUAUCCGUAACACACUAUCACAUUACAUAACACACCGUCACAAUAACAUAUCACACCAUCACAGUACAUAACACACCAUCACAUAACAUAUCACACAACACAACAUAAGACACCAUCACAUAACAUCAUAUUGUUUAAAAUUGGAUUGGUUGAUUGAUUGACUGAUUGAUUUUUGGGUAAAACAAUUUGUACCGUUUAAAACCAUUUAAAAGUACAAAGAAAUCCCAGAGGAGAACACAUGAAAGUGUUAAGCUUAUUUCUAAUGUGGUCCUCGAGUAAAGAAAAUUAAAACAUUGCAUUUGUGUUCCUGCUAAGGUGCCUCACAUAACAAAUGAUCACAUAAUAUAACAUUUUGAAAAAACAUUUUAGCAGACGCUCUUAUCCAGAGAGACUUACAGUUAGUGAGUGCUUACAUUUUCAUACUGGCCCCCCGUUGGAAUCGAACCCACAACCCUGGCGUUGCAAGCGCCGUGAUCUACCAACUGAGCUACAGGGGACCUAACAUCACUUAACAUAUCAUCACAUUGAUGAAAAAUAAACAUUGUGUUUAUGUCCCUCCUAAGGUGCCCCACAUCCAGACCCGGUGGAAACACCCCUCUGUGGACAACAAGGACAGCUUCUACAUCAACCUGUACCCAGAGUACGCCUCCAUCAGCAGAGCCAUACUGGACAUCGUGCAGUACUACAAGUGGAAGACAGUCACCGUGGUUUACGAGGACGCAACU